GCUGCGCGAGCCAGGGAGGGGCUCCGGCGCCGAUCCGAGGCAUCCGCACGCACCUCCGAAAGCUCAUGUUCGCGUCGCUGUUUCUGCUCCGGCGCAUGCUCAACGUUGCGCUGCACUCCCAGGUUGAGGACCCCAGCCUGCCCGACGACGUCGAGUACACGAGGGCGGUUCUUCGGGAGGUUGCCCAGGGCAGACGCCUGCCCAUCGACCUCGCCGACGUCAGGUGCGUCGGCUUCUCCAGGGGGGCUCGCUUCUGCUCGCGGCUGGCGUCGCAGCUGUCCAGCUUCCUCGCGGGCGUGGCGGCGGUCGGCGGCGUGCGCUUCCCAGAGCCCAACAACGCGACGCGGCCCAUGCCCAUCAUCGCGUUCCACGGCACCGACGACCCCGUCAAUCCCAUCAGGGGAUCUGGGGACCCUAGCUACUGGCACUCGUCUGUGGAUGCCGCGGUGCGGCGGUGGGCGCGCUUCAACGGGUGCGAGGAGAGCUCCCGGUCGCAGGCGGCAGGGGUAGUGACGAUCAGCCACACGAAAUGUGCCGAUGGGGCCGACGUGAGGCUGCUGCGGAUGGCGGGGGCAGGACAUACUUGGCCAGGAUCGCACUUUGGGUAUGACAAGGAGGCCGGCAGCACAUCGCUUGCUAUCGAUGCCAACCAAGUCAUGUACCGGUUCUUUGCCGACCACCCUCGGCCCCGCGGGGAGUGCGGCAAGCCGUUGCCCGGCAGCGAUUGCUACCAGCACGUGAAGCAGGCGAUGGACGAGGCCAUCCUGACGCACCCCGACAGAUAUCCAGGACUCACGCCGCGCUCCUCCUUCGAGGAUGUCCAGCUGCUCUGCCGGCAGUUCUUCUACGCAGAUUGCCCCGAGCCGUGUGGCCACCGUGCGAAUGACUCUGCGACUCACCCCAUCGUGCAGAAACCUAAACCUCCAGGGAGCUCCCGGGUGCCAAUGGCCAGACGCGAGCGCCACUUGCACGAGUUGCUGUGGACAGGCGAGGUGUGGCAGUGGCAGUGGGCGGUCUUCGGCCUCGCGCCGCUCUUCGUCCUCGGUGGCUGCAUCGCGGGCGCGAGGCGCACUGCUGGAGCGGGCUCUCUGGUGGCGGACGCCUCCGAAGAGCUGUGCGCUGGCACAGAGGCAGACGUGGGGCUGCUGUCCAGCUCGAACUGAGCACAGUCGGCAAGCGGUUGGGGCAGGUGCCACGGCUCGCCCCGGAGGAGUCGGCGCACGUCGACGUACCCUCUGACUGGCGACUGGGCGGAAGCCACCGUUGCCACAGCUGUGCGCCCCGUUCGCAGGCUACGCGAAGCGUCCUGCAGGUUAAUGAUGCCGUUGGCCUCGCGCCUCCUGGCUCCCUGGAGUCGACUGCCUCCUCCUCCUCUUCUUCCCUCUCGUCAUCAUCCUCCCCUAUCUUCGGUAAUCAGAGGAGGAAAACGGAUCGUCGAUCACGACGAGAACUGCUGACCCUUGGCCAUCACCAUCUCAACGCUCGCUACAUCGAAUUUGCUCUGCUCGUGUUGCUCCACGGCUCCUGCAGCGGUGACGAUCCAGGGUGCAAGACCGCGUCUGCCGCUCGAAGAACCGAUCGAUCCAACGCGUAGCAAGAAUGAAGAUCAGCA
Prorocentrum cordatum is the source of this 1612-nucleotide messenger RNA. The record is from the annotation of a GenBank genome assembly. Lineage: Eukaryota; Dinophyceae; Prorocentrales; Prorocentraceae.